AUGAAGAGACGCAAUUUGUAUUGGGCAGACGAAAUCUAUGUUCUACCCGCUUCCAUUCUAUUGAAUUGUCUUCGACGAACUUGCAAAUUGGUAAUUCCUCCACUUUCUUUUUGUUUCUUUUCUUGGAUCAUUUAUUCCUCUUUUUGUUCGUCUACUCGCCAUCUUUAUGCAUUUGAUGUUGUUCUCUCUGUCGAACUUGCACGUUUUCUCUUCUUGUUUCUUCUUGACUUUGUCAUAUUUUUACUUUUUCUUUCGAGCUCUUUUCUCCUUCAAUUCGUACUUAAAACUGUCGUCGGUGUCCCUCUUCUUUUCUUUAUGACAUCAUUCUUGCUCUUUUAUUUUUAUCGCUAUAACCUUUUGAUUGAUGCUUUCUUUCUUGUUAAUGUCCGACUCCCCCGCGUCCUAGUGAGAGUUGAAGAUAACGUCUGGUUUCUUGAUUUGCUAAAAUUUCCCGCCAGAACUUCCCGCCACAACGACAAUGGUAAACCGUCAUCUUCUCACAAUAUCCUCAUAAUCUAUCAUCAUAAUCUAUCUAUCUAUCUAUCUAUCUAUCUAUCUAUCUAUCUAUCUCAUUCUGUCCACCCUAACCUGGGGUGGUUGAUAUGCCGUAAAACAAACCAAAAUCUAUCUAUCUAUCUAUCUAUCUAUCUAUCUAUCUAUCUAUCUACUUUUUCUGUGUAA
Molecule: messenger RNA, 681 nt
Organism: Acanthosepion pharaonis
Lineage: Eukaryota; Metazoa; Mollusca; Cephalopoda; Sepiida; Sepiidae
Source: the annotation of a GenBank genome assembly